Messenger RNA from Vigna radiata var. radiata (mung bean), 1772 nucleotides. Its product is annotated as cytochrome P450 714C2-like. The record is from RefSeq and is a predicted model, not a curated record. The transcript has 5 exons. NCBI's taxonomy places the organism in Eukaryota, Viridiplantae, Streptophyta, Magnoliopsida, Fabales, Fabaceae. The coding region runs from base 51 to 1601 and encodes 516 amino acids. Gene Ontology annotation, molecular function: monooxygenase activity; iron ion binding; heme binding.
AGAGACAUGUCUUAUAUCAAACCCCAACACAACAGAGCUUGGAUGUGACCAUGCAGCUUCAAUUUGAUUCUCAGAUUUUCAUGUCUAUUGUGUUUCUUUGUUUUGUUGGGUUGUUAUGUUAUUUGUAUAGUUCUUUUGUGGAGAAGCCAAAUAGGCUUCGUUCUAAGCUAACGAAGCAAGGUAUCAGUGGCCCACCUUCAACUAUUCUGCUUGGCAAUAUUUUGGAGUUACAGAAAGCUCGCUCUGCCACUUCAAAGUCGUCUUCUUCUUCUUCAAAAGUCCCUUCCUCUCACAACUGUGCUGCUCUUCUCCUUCCACUCUUUGAUAAAUGGACAAACGAAUAUGGUCAAGUGUUCAUGUUUUCUCUUGGAACCAUUCAAAUAUUGUGNGUGAACCAACCNGACAUAGUGAGAGAGGUNACUGUCUGCACAUCCNUGGACUUGGGGAAGCCUGCAUAUCAACUGAAACACAUAGGGCCUUUGNUGGGUCAAGGCAUUUUAACUUCCAAUGGGACUAAAUGGGUUCAUCAAAGAAAGAUCAUAGCUCCAGAACUAUACAUGGAAAAGGUUAAGGGAAUGAUGAAUAUAAUUAGCGAGUCUGCUGUAUCUGUUGUAAAUUUGUGGAGUAAUAGAAUAGAAGCAGAAGGUGGAGUUGCUGACAUCAAAAUUGACGAGUGCCUGAGAAACUUCUCUGGGAAUGUUAUUUCAAGAGCAUGCUUUGGAAGCAAUUACACCAAGAGUGAAGAGAUUUUCUUGAAACUCACAGCUCUCCAAGAGUUACUGUCCUGGACAAAUUUAUUCAGACGAAUCCCUGGCACGUGCUACCUUCCAACAAAGACUAAUAGAGAAAUAUGGACAUUAGAAAAGGAGGUGAAAGAAAUGAUACUCCAGGUGGUGAAGGAAAGAAAGGAAACUACUUUUGAGAAGGACUUGCUGCAAAUGNUUCUUGAAAAUGUUAAGGACAGUGAGCUAAGUAAAGANGCCAUUGACNAUUUCAUCGUUGAUAACUGCAAGAAUAUAUACUUGGCAGGCUAUGAGACAACUGCAGUUUCUGCUACAUGGUGCCUGAUGCUGCUGGCCGCAAACCCAGAUUGGCAAGAUCGUGUUCGUGCUGAGGUGAUAGAAAUUUGCAGGGGUAGAAUCCCAGAUUUUAGUAUGCUUGGUAAGAUGAAGCAGCUAGGAAUGGUUAUUCAUGAAGCAUUGCGGCUUUAUCCACCUGUGACUGUGGUGUCAAGAGCGGCCUUGAAGGACAUGAAAUUUGGGAAUCUUGAUGUUCCAAAGGGGUUUAACCUUUGGAUAAUGGUAGUAAGUUUGCACACAAAUCCUGAUAUAUGGGGAGAUGAUGCCUACAAAUUCAAGCCAGAAAGAUUUGCCAAUGGAACCACAGGCUGUUGUAAGUUUCCACACGUGUACAUGCCCUUUGGGGCUGGUCCACGAGUGUGUCUUGGACAGAACUUGGCUAUUGUGGAACUUAAGAUGAUCAUUGCUCUCAUAUUGUCCAAAUUCACUUUCUCACUCUCUCCACGCUAUGUUCAUUCGCCCACUCUCAGGUUGCUCAUAGAGCCUCAGCAUGGAGUCAAUAUCUUGGUCAAAAAACUAUGAACUGUUCCUUUUCAGUAGCAGUUCUGCUAUGACAUUUGGCAUUUUGGUGAAAUAAGUUUUCUAAGCAUAAUGUGUUCAUGUUAUGAUGCAUGAAAUCUUAUAAUAAUGCAAAAAUAAUGCCGGUAUUUUGUUUCACUAGUUUCCUAUUUCGACUUAUAGAAGGAAAGCAAU